This is a messenger RNA of Clunio marinus, 243 nucleotides long. The record is from the annotation of a GenBank genome assembly. Lineage: Eukaryota; Metazoa; Arthropoda; Insecta; Diptera; Chironomidae.
AUGGUGCUUCAAACUUAUGGUAUCAGCAUCAAUGGUGAUGAUGAGUGUAUUGAGAAUCGAUUAAUUGAUCACAAUGACGAUGUUAUAAUAAGCGAUCGUAAAAGUGUCAUUUAUAGUGAUAAUAUGUUAGCCAUGUCACCAUUUGCUGGUGAUUACCCACCGACAACUAAUUACAUUAAUUACACAGAUCUGGAUGCAAACUACGUUACACAAGGUGAUGGAAUGAAUGAAGCAUAUAAAUAA